This is a messenger RNA of Plectropomus leopardus (leopard coralgrouper), 2003 nucleotides long. RefSeq names its product syntaxin binding protein 1a (gene stxbp1a). The record is from RefSeq and is a predicted model, not a curated record. Gene Ontology annotation, biological process: vesicle-mediated transport. NCBI's taxonomy places the organism in Eukaryota, Metazoa, Chordata, Actinopteri, Perciformes, Serranidae.
AACACAGAGAGGAGGGAGAGAGAGGGAGAGCAGUCAGUCCAACACUCAGCAGCAUCAUGGCACCUAUCGGAUUAAAGGCGGUGGUCGGUGAAAAGAUUAUGAAUGAUGUCAUCAAGAAGGUGAAGAAGAAGGGAGAAUGGAAGGCACUGAUCGUGGACCAGCUGAGCAUGAGGAUGUUGUCCUCCUGCUGCAAGAUGACAGACAUCAUGACAGAGGGCAUCACCAUCGUGGAGGACAUCAUGAAGCGGAGAGAGCCUCUUCCCAGCCUGGAGGCCAUUUACCUGAUUACACCCACAGAGAAGUCUGUCCACACCCUCAUCGCAGACUUCAAAGACCCUCAUUCAGCCAAAUACAAGGCAGCCCAUGUUUUCUUCACUGACUCCUGCCCUGAUCCUCUCUUCAACGAGCUGGUGAAGAGCCGCGCUUCCAAAACCAUCAAGACUCUUACGGAGAUCAACAUCGCCUUCUUGCCGUAUGAGUCCCAGGUGUACUCCUUGGACAACCCAGAUGCCUUCCACAGUUUCUACAGCCCCCAUAAGACCCAGCUGAAGAACCCGGUGAUGGAGAGGCUGGCCGAGCAGCUGGCCACGCUCUGUGCCACCCUGAAGGAGUACCCUGCCGUCAGAUACAGAGGCGAGUACAAGGACAAUGCCACCCUGGCCCAGCUGGUUCAGGACAAACUGGACGCCUACAAGGCUGAUGACCCCACUAUGGGAGAGGGUCCAGAUAAGGCUCGCUCACAGCUGAUCAUCCUGGACAGGGCGUUUGACCCCGUCUCUCCAGUCCUGCACGAGCUCACCUUCCAGGCCAUGGGCUACGACCUGCUGCCCAUCGAAAACGACGUCUACAAGUAUGAGACCAGCGGCAUCGGAGACUCUCGUGAGAAGGAGGUUCUGCUGCAUGAAGACGAUGACCUGUGGGUGAGCCUGAGACACAAACACAUAGCUGAGGUUUCCCAGGAAGUGACUCGCCAGCUGAAGGACUUUUCUGCCAGCAAGAGGAUGAACACUGGGGAGAAGACCACAAUGAGGGAUCUGUCCCAGAUGUUGAAGAAGAUGCCUCAAUACCAGAAGGAGCUCAGCAAGUACUCCACUCAUCUGCAGCUCGCCGAGGACUGCAUGAAGCAUUACCAGGGAACAGUGGACAAGUUGUGCCGUGUGGAACAGGAUCUGGCCAUGGGCACAGACGCUGAGGGAGAGAAGAUCAAAGACCCCAUGAGGGCCAUCGUGCCCAUCCUGCUGGAUGCCAACGUCAGCACGUACGACAAGAUCCGCAUCAUCCUGCUCUACAUUUUCCUCAAGAACGGCAUUACGGAGGAGAACCUGAACAAGCUGAUCCAACACGCCCAGAUCCCCCCUGAGGACAGUGAGAUCAUCACCAACAUGGCUCACCUUGGUGUCCCCAUCGUCACAGAUUCCACCCUUCGCCGAGGAAAGAAGCUGGACAGGAAGGAGCGUGUGAGCGAGCAGACCUAUCAGCUGUCCCGCUGGACACCACUGGUCAAGGACAUCAUGGAGGAUGCUAUUGAUGAUAAGCUGGACACCAAGCACUACCCAUACAUUUCCACCCGCUCCUCUGCCUCCUUCAGCACCACUGCAGUCAGUGCUCGGUACGGCCACUGGCACAAGAACAAGACACCUGGAGAGUACCGCACUGGACCGCGCGUCAUGGUCUUCAUCAUCGGCGGCGUGUCCUUCAGCGAGAUGCGCUGCGCCUAUGAGGUCACACAGGCCAAUGGGAAGUGGGAGGCCGUCAUUGGUUCCACCCACAUGCUCACCCCCACCAAAUUCUUAUCGGACCUGCAGCACCCCGACUUCCGAGAGUCCACUAGGGUGUCCUUUGAGGACGCAGAAUCCACAGCCGAGUGAGGCAGAGACAGAUUGGGAGGGAGGGAGAGAGAAAUCACACUGAAAAAAGAUCGACCCACAUCUUCACUCCCACCAGCCUGCUGGAGCAGCUCAAGGCCAUGAACAAACCAGACGAGGACGUCCCGAGCUAAGAUC